Brettanomyces nanus is the source of this 1044-nucleotide messenger RNA. RefSeq lists its product as uncharacterized. The record is from RefSeq and is a predicted model, not a curated record. The transcript has a single exon. Gene Ontology annotation, molecular function: FAD binding; D-amino-acid oxidase activity. Lineage: Eukaryota; Fungi; Ascomycota; Pichiomycetes; Pichiales; Pichiaceae. Bases 1 to 1044 code for a protein of 347 amino acids.
AUGUCCAUUGUUAUCGUUGGUGCAGGAGUCGCUGGCCUUACCUGCGCAUAUCAGCUUGCUAGAAAUAAUUAUAAUGACAUCACUAUCAUAGCGAAGGACUUCCCUUCGACAGGUCUACUCAAGCCAGAAUAUACAUCUUCGAAAAGUGGUGCUCAUUUUAGACCAUUUCCUUCAAAGACUAUUGAGGAAUUUAGGGACAGUCAAUUAACCCGUUCCACGUACCGGUUUUUCAAAAGACUUGCUGUGGAACACCCGGAAAGCUCUGUGAAGUGGGUUCAAGGUACUGAUUACUUGGAAUAUUCUGAUCCUUUGUACACGGCUAUUGGAAAGGGAUACGCAGAUGGAAUUGAUGAGUUUCGAGUUUUAAAGAGAAGCGAGUUGCCGGAAAAUGUCGUAUUUGGUGCUACUUAUAAGACGUGGUGUAUUAAUGCUCCAGUUUACUUAGACUUUUUAGAGAACCAACUUAGAAUGAAGUAUGGUCUCAAAUUGAUCCAAGAGGAGGUGAAAUCUUUGAAGCAGGUUUCUCUCAAAUAUCCUGGUUCAUUAAUAAUUAACUGUACUGGUAUGGGACUACAAUGGGAUGGAACCUGGGACCCUAAAUGCUAUGCUAUUAGAGGCCAGACAUUACUUGUGAGACCACCACUUGACUCGAAGUACAACAAUUGUACCAAAACUUAUCAGAUGGCCAAUGGGGAGUGGUCUUUUGUCAUUCCACGUCCUUUGGAUGGAGGUAUUAUUGUUGGUGGAACUAAAGUUAACUACGAUACAGACUCCUCACCCAGUAUCAUCGAGACAGAGCAUUUGAUUAGAAAUGCCCGCCAAAGAUUUCCAGAUUUACUCAUUGACGGUAAAAACUUUGAUAUCCGUAGAAUCAAUGUUGGCUUCAGACCGGCCAGGAAAGGAGGUGUCAGAAUAGGAAGUGAAAACGUAGCUGGUACUAGAAUUAUUGACUGCUAUGGAUUUGCCGGCUCUGGAAUGGAGAUGUCCUGGGGAGCAGGUGAAAAGGUCGUCGAUCUGGUCAAGGGCAGGGAAUCUAGGCUAUAA